AUGGCUGGCCUGAAUGUCUCCAUUGCUUUUUUUUUCCUGGUCGUCGGGGUGUGCCAGGCGCUCAGGUGGAUUUCCAAGAGGUUUCUGUCUCCUGGAGCGUACGGCUGCCUUGCCAGAGAACUUGCGGGCUCGUUACAGUUGUGCACAAGCUGCCUUGAGCUGCGGAUGCUGGUGGAGAUCGGCCCGUGGGGUGGUGGCUUUGGCCCUGACGUGGUCCUGACUCUGCUCUUCCUCCUCUUCGUGGUUCAUGGCGCCUCUUUCGAUGGAGCAUCCGCCAACCCGACCGUCUCUCUCCAGGAGUUCCUGCUCCUUGAGUCCAACCUCACCGCAACUGCUGCCAAGCUGCUGGCCCAGGGCGCGGGCGCUGGGACGGGCUGGGCUGUCACCAAGCUCUACUGGUCCUGGGAGCUGACGCAUUUCCACCUCAUCCAGAACCUGAUAGCGUCAGAGUGCAGCUCCUCCAUCCGCACCUCUCUGCACCACGCUGCCUUUGUGGAAGGCACCUGCUCUUUCCUUUUCCACCUUGUCCUUUAUAAGUUGCGCCAGAGUCACCCGACGUGCCGGGUCCCUGCCCUGGCAGCGACCGUCACCUUCCUGACCUACACAGCCGGGCCGUUCACGGGGGCCUUCUUCAACCCUGCCCUGGCCACAGCCGCCACCUUCCGCUGCUCGGGGAGCAGCUUUUGGGACUACGUCCAGGUUUACUGGCUGGGGCCCCUCGCAGGGAUGCUCGCUGCCCUCUUGCUGUACCAAGGCAACAUCCCACGACUCUUCCAGAAAAACCUCCUCUACAGCCAGAAGAGCAAAUACAAGAUACCCAAGGCGAGGGCGGCGGCGGCGCACGUGGAGGGUGACGAACCGCGGCGGAAGAGCAAAGGGGAGAACAACAACUCCAAGCCUCGUGCCGGAGCCGCGGAUGGGGGCCAAGGGGGUCCCUGCAGCCCCUCGCCUGGGAGCGAGUUUCCCAGCGCAGAGGAUUUUGCUGCUCGUCCCACCCAGCAUCCGUCCUGCCCGUUUGGUCCCUACUGCAGGGAAGCUUACAGAAAGCCAGGACCAUUACGUGGGCAGGCUUGA
This is a messenger RNA of Balearica regulorum gibbericeps (East African grey crowned-crane), 1074 nucleotides long. Lineage: Eukaryota; Metazoa; Chordata; Aves; Gruiformes; Gruidae. The record is from RefSeq and is a predicted model, not a curated record.